Molecule: messenger RNA, 1034 nt
Organism: Colias croceus (clouded yellow)
Lineage: Eukaryota; Metazoa; Arthropoda; Insecta; Lepidoptera; Pieridae
Product: homeobox protein ceh-19-like
Exons: 4
Coding region: 11-946 (311 amino acids)
Biological process (GO): regulation of DNA-templated transcription
Molecular function (GO): DNA binding; DNA-binding transcription factor activity, RNA polymerase II-specific
Source: RefSeq, a predicted model, not a curated record
UAGAACAUUUAUGAUAGUGAAUUAUUUAAUGAUGGAGUCGGCAAUGCAGGAUAGUCACAAGUCUUUUCUUAUUAAAGACCUUCUUGGAGAUGUUCUUAGACCAGGAGUAGGUCUUCCAGGUAAAGCACAAGAUGAUGAAGAAGGUACUAGUCGGUGUGAUUCAGUGACCCAACAUCUCGAAAAUUCCGAAGAUGACAUCUCGGUUGGUGACAAUCGUUCCGAAACAUCAACACCAAAGAUACCGUAUCCAUAUGAAAAUGAUAGAAAAACAGAAAAGAGGAAAAUUGACGAAGACUUUAACCAAAACGAGUACAAUGGUAAUAGAUUACCAAAUUCAAAUUUCAACUCACCGUUCAAAGAGGAUGACAAUGAUUAUGACAGAGAGGAGUCAGUUAAAAUGUACGAUACCUCUUUGUUUCACUUGUACAGACCAGAGAGAAAAGAGGAAGGUGAAGGGUUUGGAAUGAGCGGCUCUAUGUCUGAUAGUAUUUAUGCUCGGUCCAUGGAUCUUACCAAGAAUACCUUUCAGUCACAAUUGCUGGUUGGUUUUGCUGCUUCUGUGAUGGCUGGAGGCGCGCAGAAUGAGGGUCAGGAAGGAGCAGACCGGCAGCCCUCAAGCCGCACCGCCAGCACGGGCCGCAAGCCGCGGCGGCGGCGAACGGCGUUCACUCACGCACAACUAGCUUAUUUGGAACGCAAAUUUAGGUGCCAGAAGUACUUGAGCGUGGCUGAUAGAGGCGAUGUGGCAGAUGCUCUGAAUCUCAGCGAGACGCAAGUUAAGACUUGGUAUCAGAAUAGACGAACAAAAUGGAAACGCCAGAACCAACUGCGCCUGGAGCAGCUACGUGCGCAGGCCGCGAGCGGCGAGCGUGAACUGUCACAUUCCCUGCCCCUCGCGUGUGCGCUCCUCCCCCCUUACCCCGCGUACAUGCAUUGCCAUUUGUAAAAAUACCCGUAAAAACUAAUAAAAAUCUUUUUAUUGUUAUAAGGAAACAGAUAAUGUGAAAGACGCAUCAUAUUAUGUAUAUUUUAAA